Molecule: messenger RNA, 807 nt
Organism: Hevea brasiliensis (rubber tree)
Lineage: Eukaryota; Viridiplantae; Streptophyta; Magnoliopsida; Malpighiales; Euphorbiaceae
Exons: 2
Coding region: 94-720 (208 amino acids)
Source: RefSeq, a predicted model, not a curated record
UUUAUAUUUUCCUGACUUCCUUUCUUUUCUUUUCUUUUCUAUAAUUCAAGAUUUUGUUGAACUACAUUAAGAUAUCCCUUAAAUUUUCUAUCAAUGGAGUGGUCUCCUCAAUAUGCCAUGGAAGCUUACUUGCACACUCUACAACUGUCUAAGAGAUACAGCAACGAAGGAAGCACAAAACUCAUAGAACCCAAAUACAUGGAGUUUGUAUCAGCUUUAGCAGCUGGGAAGCAAGCCAGAUUAAUGAUGGAGAUAACCACACAAGGGAUAACUCCAUUAACAUUAUCCUUAGCAGUAGCAGCAAAGCAAACAGGAGGGAAGCUCAUCUGCAUUCUUCCUCAUGAUCAACAUGAUUUCAAGAAAUGCAGAAACCAUCUUCAAGAUCUUGAAAAUGUGAUUGAAUUUGUUCAUGGAAAUCCUUUCCAAGAAGCCAUGCAAUACAAGAAGAUAGAUUUUCUUGUUCUGGAUGGAAAAUUGGAGGGUCAUUUGAAGUUGCUGGAGAUGGUUGAUCUUAACCCAACUGGGUGUAUCAUUGUAGGGCAUAAUUUGCAGUACGCAGAAUAUGGGGUUUCUUUUGGUCAGGUGUUGAAUGGGAAGAAAGGAGUUGAUCAGUGUGUGACUUUGCCUAUAGGAGAAGAAAUGGAGUUGACAAGAAUUGAAUCUUUCACCAAGAGAAAGAGCAAGAGAUGUAAGAGAUUUUAUGAGACUUUUGAGAAUUGAGCUAAAUUAUUGGUAUUUGAAUUCAAUAGCAAGAAAACAAAUUGUAAAUUUAAUAAUUUAUUGGGUAAAAGCUUAAUAUUUUUGGUA